AUGGCAGCUACAGCUGCCUCAGGCUCUGUACUGACGACAAGCGUGCCUCAAAUUCGUACAUCCCUGGCUCUUUCUAAAGAUGAUACUUUAUCAAGGAGGAACCGGAUUAACCUAAUUCCGCCUUGUCAUUUUCCUUUGAUCCGGUUAAACGCCAACCACCAGCAGUCUUGGGAUUCCAUUCACUCCAAGAGUUGGUUCUGGAGUGGCCAAAUAGGGCUUAGCCAAUCUUGGUAUUACAGAGUCGGCGUGAGGUGGCCACGUGAGAUUGCUACUGGUGGAUCAGGCACUCGUAGAAAGAAGAAUAUUGCUUGGAAACAAUGUAGUUCGCUCCUUGGCGAGAGAGUGGUUCAUGCAUCUUUUCCAGAACAAUUUAAGCGCAUAUCUUGCUCCCUUAGCCGCCAUAGAAGCCACUAUAGCCUCAGAAGAUCUACUCCGAGAGCCUUUAUUGAUAAGUCUGCUUUUCGUUUGUAUGGCCAUUCACUUGAUACUGUUUCUGAAACAUUCAAGGUUCCUGUCUUCCUAUUGUGCUAUGGGGUUAGGCUUGGACAAUUGGGGAUUUUAGGGUUUGGAUUAAAGAGAAAGGGAUAUAGGGCAAAGCACGUUCAUAUCCCACGUGCAUCGAUGGGUCCAAAUGAGCCACAUGCAGCAAGUGUAGCCUGCCCAGAUGGUAUUCUUGAGAGACAAGAUUCCCAUUUAUUAGAUUCUGAAUUAGAAAGAGAAAGACUAUUUGAGUUUUUGAAUUCUGAACUUCCAUGUCACCCAAAGUUGCACAGAGGGCAAUUGAAAAAUGGACUCCUUUAUCUUAUUCUACCGAAUAAAGUUCCACCGAACAGGUUUGAGGCACACAUGGAAGUUCAUGUAGGAUCGAUAGACGAGGAAGAUGAUGAGCAAGGAAUUGCACAUAUGAUUGAACAUGUUGCAUUCCUUGGAAGUAAAAAACGUGAAAAACUUCUUGGAACAGGUGCUCGAUCUAAUGCUUACACUGAUUUCCACCAUACGGUGUUCCAUAUUCAUUCACCAACUAGUACAAAGGAUGCUGAUGGAGAUCUACUACUCUCUGUGCUGGAUGCUUUGAAUGAGAUAGCUUUCCACCCAAGUUUCCUUGCUUCUCGAGUUGAAAAGGAAAGGCGUGCUAUACUUUCAGAACUACAGAUGAUGAAUACUAUAGAAUAUCGCGUCGACUGCCAGUUAUUACAACAUCUACAUUCAGAAAACAAGCUGAGCAGAAGGUUCCCGAUUGGAUUGGAAGAGCAGAUUAAGAAGUGGGAUGCAGAUAAAAUUAGGAAAUUCCAUGAGCGUUGGUACUUCCCUGCAAAUGCAACUCUAUACAUUGUUGGCGACAUUGAUAACAUUUCAAAGACAGUUCAACAGAUUGAAAAUGUCUUUGGAGAAACUGGCCUGGAAAGCGAGACAGUUUCUUCUCCUUCUCCAAGUGCAUUCGGUGCAAUGGCUAGUUUUCUUGUUCCUAAGCUCUCGGUUGGACUCCCUGGAAGUUCAUCCUGCGAUAAGUCAUCUAGUUCUCUAGACCAAUCUAAAAUCAUUAAAAAGGAAAGGCAUGCUGUUCGUCCUCCUGUAGAGCAUUAUUGGUCUCUCUCUGGAAGCAAUGCAAAUAUGAAGCCACCACAGAUAUUUCAGCACGAGUUUCUUCAGAACUUUUCAAUUAAUAUGUUCUGCAAGAUUCCAGUGAGCAAGGUCCAAACUUAUGGUGAUUUGCGUAAUGUUUUGAUGAAGAGAAUAUUUUUAUCUGCACUGCACUUCCGGAUUAAUACAAGAUACAAGAGCUCAAAUCCACCAUUCACUUCAGUUGAAUUGGAUCAUAGUGAUUCUGGAAGGGAAGGAUGCACUGUCACAACUCUUACAGUAACUGCAGAACCCAAGAAUUGGCAAAAUGCAAUUAAAGUUGCUGUUCAGGAGGUUCGAAGGCUUAAAGAAUUUGGUGUCACAAAGGGUGAAUUAUCUCGCUACAUGGAUGCACUUCUAAAAGAUAGCGAACAUCUGGCAGCUAUGAUUGAUAAUGUGUCAUCUGUUGAUAAUUUGGAAUUUAUUAUGGAGAGUGAUGCUCUUGGCCAUACUGUGAUGGAUCAGAGACAAGGACAUGAGAGUUUGUUUGCUGUUGCUGGAACGAUCACACUUGAAGAAUUAUUAGAAUUUAUUUCUGAUUUUGGAAAACCUACUGCACCGAUUCCUGCAGCAAUCGUUGCAUGUGUUCCUACAAAAGUGCAUAUUGAUGGAUUGGGUGAAACUGAGUUCAAGAUAUCCUCAAGUGAGAUUACAGCUGCCAUAGAAUCAGGAUUGGAGGAAGCAAUAGAGGCUGAGCCAGAGCUUGAAGUGCCGAAAGAACUGAUAUCUUCAACACAGUUAGAGGAGUUGCGAUUACUACGCAGACCGUCUUUUAUCCCUUUACUUCCAGAUGCAGGUUACACGAAAUUGCAUGACCAAGAAACAGGCAUCACUCAGUGUCGUCUUUCAAAUGGAAUUGCUGUAAAUUACAAGCUUGAUGGAUCUGAAAGUUCUGAGUCAAAAGGAGCUGUUGUUGUGGGUGUUCGAACUCUCAGUGAGGGUGGUCGUGUUGGCAACUUUUCAAGAGAGCAGUCAACUGAGGAAUUUAUUUGUAUGGAGUUCCGCUUCACUCUGCGAGACAAUGGGAUGCGAGCAGCAUUCGAGUUACUUCAUAUGGUGCUUGAGCAUAGUGUCUGGCUGGACGAUGCAUUCGACAGAGCCAGGCAACUCUACUUGUCAUAUUACCGGUCCAUUCCCAAAAGCUUAGAACGUGCAACUGCUCACAAGCUCAUGACAGCAAUGUUGAAUGGGGAUGAGCGGUUUGUUGAGCCAACCCCCCAGUCAUUACAAAAUUUAACACUGAAUUCUGUAAAAGAUGCAGUGAUGAAUCAGUUUGUCGGUGGAAACAUGGAGGUAAGUAUUGUUGGGGAUUUCUCGGAGGAGGAGAUUGAGUCUUGCAUUAUUGAUUACCUGGGGACAGUCAGAGCAACAAGAGGUUCUGAUCAUGAUCAAGAAUUUAAUCCCAUCAUGUUUCGACCUUCCCCAUCUGAUUUGCAGUUUCAACAAGUUUAUUUGAAGGAUACUGAUGAGAGAGCAUGUGCAUAUAUUGCUGGUCCUGCACCAAAUCGUUGGGGUUUCACUGUUGAUGGAAAAGACCUAUUUGAGUCAAUGAGUAGCAUUUUGGUUACUGCUGAGGCACAACCAAAAUCUGACACACAAGAGAUAGACAGGAAGGAAUUUCAGAAGGAUAUGCGAGGAAAACUUAGCAAUCAUCCACUCUUCUUUGGCAUAACGAUGGGGCUACUGGCUGAGAUCAUAAAUUCUCGGCUUUUUACCACAGUUAGAGAUUCUCUUGGGUUGACAUAUGACGUAUCGUUUGAGUUAAGCCUGUUUGAUAGGCUUAAGCUUGGGUGGUAUGUGGUAUCAGUAACAUCAACUCCAGGCAAGGUACAUAAAGCAGUGGAUGCAUGCAAAAGUGUUCUUAGAGGGUUGCAUAGCAACAAGGUUGCCCAGAGAGAGUUGGACAGGGCAAAACGGACGCUACUAAUGAGACAUGAAGCUGAGAUCAAGUCAAAUGCCUAUUGGCUUGGACUGCUCGCUCAUUUGCAAGCCUCUUCUGUUUCGAGAAAGGACGUGUCAUGUAUUAAAGAUCUUACUUCGCUAUAUGAAUCUGCCACUAUUGAGGACAUAUACUUUGCAUAUGAACAAUUGAAAGUAGAUGAGGAUUCUCUCUAUUCAUGCAUUGGGGUUGCUGGGACGCAAGCUGGAGAGGAGAUUAAUGCUGCAUUAGAAGAAGAAGAAACGGAUGAUGGUUUUCUGGGAGCCAUCCCUGUGGGACGUGGGUCCGGCAACAAAACUGGAUUUCAAGAUACUGGUCUCUCUGGUUUAGGGAGACAGUCAUUAAGAUUAUCAAAUGGGAAAGGUCAUGUGGCUGCAGAUCCGCAAUUGAUUGAGCUGUUGCAUGAAGCCACACCUGGACUUCAGAAUGGUCUAAAAUCUGGAGUCUUCCCAUAG
Messenger RNA from Dovyalis caffra, 4014 nucleotides. Lineage: Eukaryota; Viridiplantae; Streptophyta; Magnoliopsida; Malpighiales; Salicaceae. The record is from the annotation of a GenBank genome assembly.